Cladophialophora psammophila CBS 110553 is the source of this 870-nucleotide messenger RNA. RefSeq lists its product as uncharacterized. Lineage: Eukaryota; Fungi; Ascomycota; Eurotiomycetes; Chaetothyriales; Herpotrichiellaceae. Bases 1 to 870 code for a protein of 289 amino acids. The transcript is spliced from 3 exons. The record is from RefSeq and is a predicted model, not a curated record.
AUGGACAAAGAAGAAGCCGCCGCCGUCCUGGGGGUGUCUGGCACAAACGCGGGUGUCGCGAUACCGCAACACCAAGCACGAGAGCAGAAGAUGGAGGAAGAAGAAGAAGAAGAAGAGGAGGAGGAAGGGGAAAAUUCACGAAUGGUCUCGAACAAUAACUCCAACCGCGCCUCUCACAGCGUCGCUCUGCUCCCCACCCCAAAGAUCGCGAUCAGAAUGACCACCAUCAUCCACGUUGCCUUUGGCUGGAACGUCGGCGAUCACAUCACCAACGACCUCCGCAUCCGCAAGCACCAUCCCGAGAAGCGGAUCGCCGACUUCGCCGCCCAGCUCGGCCAGAGAGUUGACUCCCCAAUCGACAUCGUGGAGACCGGCGGGAGCUGGCAUUCCCCAGACCUGGCCUUCGCCCACGUCGACGCGCACGGUCCCGGCAUCGUCUUUGAAAUCGCCUUCUCCAGCCAGAAGAUCCCGUUGCACGAACUCGCCCAAGAGUACAUCGGGGGGUCCAAGGGCGAAGUCCAGACUGUCGUCGCCUUCGACAUCGGCUAUCCUGCCGCCAAGCAGGCCAAGGUCCUGGUCUGGAAGAAGCGAGAGGCCUGGGCGGGCCAGUUACAAGCUGAGCUCGUGCUCGAGGAGGAAUUCCAGAAGGCGGACGGCUCGGUCAACGCAGAGUGCAAGGGCCUGUAUCUCAGUCUGAGCGAUUUCUGCCCCGAGCGCAUGAUCCCAGCGGACGUGAAGCCACUCAUCGACACCCGGACAUACCUGGGUCGCGAGACCGGUAUUUCCAUCUCGCCCAGCCGGCUCUGCCACUUCCUAGCCAUAGCCAAGUGGCAGCGUGAAAUGAUCAACGCUGCCAUGAGGGAGCAAUAA